This is a messenger RNA of Schizosaccharomyces japonicus yFS275, 2648 nucleotides long. Its product is annotated as RNA-binding protein Seb1. Gene Ontology annotation, cellular component: nucleus; Mei2 nuclear dot complex; protein-containing complex. Bases 246 to 2201 code for a protein of 651 amino acids. Gene Ontology annotation, molecular function: RNA binding; lncRNA binding; snoRNA binding. The record is from RefSeq and is a predicted model, not a curated record. Gene Ontology annotation, biological process: sno(s)RNA 3'-end processing; mRNA 3'-end processing; negative regulation of gene expression. NCBI's taxonomy places the organism in Eukaryota, Fungi, Ascomycota, Schizosaccharomycetes, Schizosaccharomycetales, Schizosaccharomycetaceae. The transcript has 3 exons.
GGUCAAUGCUGUGUUACCUUAAUGUUACCUAUCUCCGAGCAUAGGCACAGAACAAGAAAGCAGUCCUAGAGCACUUCCCCUUAGCCAAACACAUACGUAAACUUGUAUUCUGUUUUUUGUUGAGCGUAGCAUUAAGUUUAAGACUUAAGAGCUGGUAUUUUUCAUAGCAUUCGCACGUCGAGGCGUCUAUAUCGUGAAACCGUUGGGAGACGUUGUGCCAGUCGCUUCACGACACUUUUGGAGAAAUGUCUGAGGUCGCUGAGUUUGAGGCUACGCUGGAGUCGCUCCAGAAGUCCAGAACUGGUAUCUCAGGUUCUAAAAUCUCAAAGUUAACCAAAAUAUCCAUGGAUCAUGUUGCCCUGAAUGAUCAAUUUAUAUCUGAGGUGUACAAGUACUCAAAAAAGGCGCCGGGUUCGCAUAAGCUGGGUGCAUUGUAUAUUUUGGAUUCUAUCGUGCGUAGUUACCAAGAUGCGGCCAAAAAAAAUAACGAAAGCCUUGAAGCUGUUGUAGACAAAUCUUACAGCGGCGGUUGGAGUAAGGCAUCGGAGGUGAUGGAGACGCUUGUUCUGGAUGCAAUUCAAAAUUCACCUCGGGCUAAUGCCGCGAAAGUUGUGAAGCUGUUUGACAUUUGGGAAAAGGCCGGAACCUUUCCCGUGGAAAAGAUUCAUUCGUUGCGUGAAAAAUUACGUACUGCAUUGAAGGAUAAUUUGACAGAAUCCACUCCUAAUACCUCUACUUCUUCCUCUGUAGCUGAACGUAGGGAUAACGGUUCGCAUAAUGUGACAAGUGAUUCAUCAUCCAUGCCAGGUCAUGGCGCCGCCACGGUUCCCGUUGAGAACAACGCAGCGUCCAUCUUAGAAGCACUUGCUGCUUUUGCCCAAAAAGCGCCCAUCGCGCAACCUUCGGCUGCAGGAUCCAUUAACGACUUGAACGCCCACGGUAACAGAACCGAUAUUACUGCAAACACUUCACCUAAUGAUCCUCGUCAAUUACCCGCUCAGCCAGCUGUCAUUCCUCCCUCUAUCCCAACUCAGUCUUCAUCCACUGCUCCGUAUUAUUCUCCUACUUCCUCGAAUGCGGCUCCUUCACUUCCCUUGGGCCCAUCAGCUGCUCGUUCCAUGCCUUCUGGACCUGCUGUACCCAGUGCUAUCGAUGGUGGCAUUAAUCCUCUUCAAGCACAAAAAAUGGCACUGAUGAGUGUCCUCACAUCCCAAAAUGUACCUCCGGCCCAAAUUGAUGCCAUUUUGAAAGCUGCAUUUCCGGACUACCCGCCUGCCGCAGCUAGUUCGGUUCCAACUUCUGCUACUGGUUUUCCUCUGCCCGCUCCCACAACUUCACAGUCUAUUAAUCUGGAAUCUUUUCUUCCUCCUAAACGCUCAAGAAGUCCCAGUCCUCGCGGUGGUAGAUCCCGGAGGUCACCCAGUCCCAGAAGAGAUAUUACUUACAAUGCUCCAGCAAGCGGAGCACCAAAACCGUCGCCUGAUGGCUUCCCGCGUCGUUAUGCCCUGGACCCUACGAUCCCGCCAGAUUCUAUCAUGGUUUACAGUCGUACAUUGUUUUUGGGUGGAAUUACUCGUGCUGUUCGUGAGAAUGUUCUGCGGUCAAUGUUCGAACGUUUUGGAGCUGUUCAGAGUCUGGUUGUUAAUCACAAUUCGCGACACGGAUUCCUUAAAAUGUUCCAUCGUGAUGCUGCCGAAAAGGCUCAGGUGGCUAUGGAAAAUGUCCCUUUUGCUGAUACUACCAUUCGUACGAAAUGGGGUGUAGGUUUUGGACCAAAGGACUGCAUAGACUUUGCCACAGGCAUAAGCGUAAUUCCUGUUCGCCUGCUUACGGACGCAGAUCGUACAUGGCUUGUAACUGCUGAGUAUGGCGGUACAGGUGGGCUUCCCAUAACGCCUGGCGUUGCUGUUGAUGAGCCCGACAUUGAACUUGGUUUGGGCAUCAGCUCUAAAGCUAUCAGCAAGCGAGGUAAGGAGUUGGCUAUGAGACGAGACGAGAAGUUUCGUGGACGUAGAUUUCCUCGCGGCCCUCAAGCUGCUUCCGCUGCUGGUCCUGCUGAUAGAUACCACGAGCCUGCAGGCAAUGACUGGAACAGUAAUUCAAUGGAAAGUAAUUCAUUUCAUCCUUCAAACUUCCAAAACUAUGAUCAGUCACCGUACCCACCAGGACCCGUUUCUCAGCCGCCUUGGCAAUCUCAUUAAACAUACUUGUUCUGUUUCAGCGACAAGAUAUUGGAUAUGUUAAUGUGAGAUAUUGCAAAGGCUAAAGCCAGUGUUCACGAAGAACAGAAAGCUUGUGUAGCUAUUUCCUUUGUGCAUAAUGGGUUUCGUGUUUGUGCAUCCGAAACUCCUAGUUAUUACUAGCCCUCGUUCUUUCCUUUUUUUUUCCUCUUCAUGCUUGUUAUGCACUGUCAACAUCAUACAUUUACAGAUUAUCUUCUUGGCAUUGCAUAUUCACAGGCCUCCUUAUCUGCUAGUGUUGAUGUUCUGUAUAUGUACUCGAUUUUUUGUUUACUAUAAAAUCUAGCAUUAAGUAUGUACGCUAUGGUAGGUAAAUCGUUCCUGUCUGGCUCUCGUUUGUGUAUGUAAUGUAGCUUUGAUGUAGACGUAAUGCAAUGACACCUUACCUAAGUGGUAGUUCUUGUUGAG